CCUCGGCGGGGGCGGAGCGUGGCGCUCGCGCUGGUCCCCCUCCCCGGGCCCCGGGUGUCCCUGUGACGAGGCAGCGCCGAGCGGCCGCCGGCCGGGCCCAUCCCGCCGCAGCGGCCCCGGGGCCGAGCAGGGGCGAGGCGGGGAGGGAGCGGCGGCCAGCGGGCCCGCAGCGCCGACAGAAUGGUGCUGGAAGGAAACCCUGACGUGGGGUCUCCCCGAACCUCAGACCUCCAUCACCCCGGGAACCAGAGCUCCUGCGUGCUCUCCUGCCCUGGCGAAGAUGCGCAGCCCGGCGAGGAGCCCAUCAAGUAUGGCGAACUCAUCGUCCUGGGAUGCUGUGAGGAAGGAGGUGAGGAAACCGAGGCUCAGAGAGGGGAAGUGACUGGCCCAAGGGCACACAGCUGCUACAAUGGGUGUCUGGCAAGUGGGGACAAGGGCCGCCGGCGAAGCCGCCUGGCGCUGAGCCGCCGGCCACAUGCCAACGGAGUGAAGCCAGACGUCAUGCACCACAUCUCCACCCCGCUGGUCUCCAAGGCGCUGAGCAACCGGGGCCAGCACAGCAUCUCGUACACGCUGUCACGGAGUCACUCGGUCAUAGUGGAGUACACGCACGACAGUGACACAGACAUGUUCCAGAUCGGCCGUUCCACGGAAAACAUGAUCGACUUCGUGGUGACAGACACCUCCCCGGGGGGCGCGGCCACGGAGGGCCCUUCGGCCCAAAGUACCAUCUCGCGCUACGCCUGCCGCAUCCUCUGCGACCGCCGGCCGCCCUACACAGCCCGCAUCUAUGCCGCUGGCUUUGACGCCUCCAGCAACAUCUUCCUUGGAGAGCGGGCGGCUAAAUGGCGGACCCCCGACGGCCUCAUGGAUGGCUUGACCACCAAUGGGGUGCUGGUCAUGCACCCGGCGGGUGGCUUCGCCGAGGACUCAGCGCCCGGCGUCUGGCGGGAGAUCUCGGUGUGCGGGAACGUGUACACGCUGAGGGACAGCCGCUCCGCCCAGCAGCGGGGGAAGCUGGUGGAGAGCGAGUCCAACGUGCUGCAGGACGGUUCCCUGAUCGACCUGUGCGGGGCCACGCUGCUGUGGCGCACGCCGGCCGGGCUGCAGCGGGCGCCCACGCGGAAGCAGCUGGAGGCGCAGCGGCAGGAGGCCAACGCGGCGCGGCCGCAGUGCCCGGUGGGCCUCAGCACCCUGGCCUUCCCCAGCCCGGCCCGCGGCCGCACGGCGCCGGACAAGCAGCAGCCCUGGGUCUACGUCCGCUGCGGCCACGUCCACGGCUACCACGGCUGGGGCUGCCGGCGCGAGCGGGGCCCCCAGGAGCGCGAGUGCCCGCUCUGCCGCCUCGUGGGGCCCUACGUGCCCCUGUGGCUCGGCCAGGAGGCCGGCCUCUGCCUGGACCCCGGCCCGCCCAGCCAUGCCUUCGCGCCCUGCGGCCACGUGUGCUCCGAGAAAACUGCCCGCUACUGGGCGCAGACUCCACUGCCCCACGGCACGCACGCCUUCCACGCCGCCUGCCCCUUCUGCGGGGCCUGGCUCACGGGCGAGCACGGCUGCGUCCGCCUCAUUUUCCAGGGGCCGCUGGACUAGGCGCCCCAGCGCGCCCCCCCCUCCCCGCUACUGCCCGCCCGUCCGGGUCCCCCCCACUUCCUGCAGCCUACAGGGAGCUCUGCAUGUGGGACUGCCCAUCUGCCAACCACAGCCACUCCGGAGGGAGACAGCGAAUGUCCCCCCCCCUAAGAUCCGGUCUCCCCGGGGGUCCCCGAGACCCCAGUCCCGGUCUAAAUGAUGGGGCCCUCAGCACCAGCUGUCCCGGGGGUGCGUGGGGGGAAGCCCGCCUCCCUGC
Sorex fumeus (smoky shrew) is the source of this 1846-nucleotide messenger RNA. It is a transcript of the gene PELI3, whose product is annotated as pellino E3 ubiquitin protein ligase family member 3. Gene Ontology annotation, biological process: regulation of Toll signaling pathway; protein K63-linked ubiquitination. The record is from RefSeq and is a predicted model, not a curated record. The transcript is spliced from 8 exons. NCBI's taxonomy places the organism in Eukaryota, Metazoa, Chordata, Mammalia, Eulipotyphla, Soricidae. The coding region runs from base 181 to 1590 and encodes 469 amino acids. Gene Ontology annotation, molecular function: protein binding; ubiquitin protein ligase activity.